Oreochromis aureus is the source of this 3623-nucleotide messenger RNA. RefSeq names its product endophilin-A2-like. Gene Ontology annotation, molecular function: protein binding. Gene Ontology annotation, biological process: synaptic vesicle uncoating. Gene Ontology annotation, cellular component: presynapse; cytoplasm; glutamatergic synapse. The record is from RefSeq and is a predicted model, not a curated record. Bases 255 to 1343 code for a protein of 362 amino acids. NCBI's taxonomy places the organism in Eukaryota, Metazoa, Chordata, Actinopteri, Cichliformes, Cichlidae. The transcript has 9 exons.
GGUGGGCAGUUUAUUAGUAUUUUUAUUUAUUAGUCUACACGAAGUGCUUUGACCUACUUUAUCCAGCCGGAUGGAGCCUCCCACACGAACCUGAAGCCAGGAAACUCUGGUUGCUUAGCAAACUUCUCAUCCACGAUCCAAAGUUUGGAGACGUGUUGCUCAGUCGCUGUUUGUGCUGUGAACUCACAGCAACUGCUUUCCAUACGUUUUCCCCCUUCUUUGAGGUCCAGGUGGCAACGCUGAAACCUGCAAAGAUGUCCGUCGCAGGAUUUAAAAAACAGAUUUACAAAGCCACUCAGUUGAUGAGUGAGAAGGUUGGAGGUGCAGAGGGAACCAAACUGGAUGAAGACUUCAAGGACCUUGAAAGGAAAGCUGAUAUUACUAGCAAAGCAGUAGUGGAAGUCCUCAAUAAAACAUCAGAGUACAUCCAGCCUAAUCCAGCAACGAGAGCUAAGCUUAGCAUGCUUUCCACAGUUUCCAAAAUCCGUGGGCAGGUGAACAGUCCAGGCUAUCCCCAGGCUGAGGGCCUUCUGGGGGAGUGUAUGACUAAAUAUGGACAUGAAAUGGGCGAGAAUAGCAACUUUGGUGGGGCUCUUAUAGACGCAGGAGAGUCAAUGAAGAGGUUGGCUGAGGUCAAGGAUGCGCUGGAUAUUGAUGUGAAGCAGAACUUUAUUGAUCCACUUCAGGGAAUCGCUGAAAAGGACAUCAAAGACAUUCAGUUCCACCUGAAGAAGUUGGAGGGCCGCCGUCUAGACUAUGACUAUAAAAAGAAACGUCAAGGUAAAAUCCAAGAUGAAGAGAUCAGGCAGGCCCUGGAAAAGUUCCACGAGUCCAAAGAACUGGCUGAGCGCUCAAUGUACAACCUCCUUGAGACAGAUGUGGAGCAGGUGAGUCAGCUGUCCUCCUUUGUGGAGUCUCUGCUGCAGUAUCACAGACAGGCCACACAGAUCAUGGAGGAGCUUUCUGACAAACUGAGAGAAAGGGUAAAUGAUGCUCAGUCUCGCCCAAGACAAGAGUACACACCCAAACCCAAACCAGCCUUUGAUUUUGGAGAAGUAGAACACUCAAACGGAGGAUACUCGUCAUCCGCUUCAAGCCCUCCAGCUUACUCUUCUGGGCCAUCCUUCCAAAGACCUUCCAUCAAGAACAGACGGCCUGAGCCUUGCUGUAAGGCCAUGUAUGACUUUGAGCCAGAGAACGACGGAGAGCUGGGCUUCCAGGAGGGUGACAUCAUUAAAUUGGUCUCUCAAAUCGAUGAGAACUGGUAUGAAGGAAGCCUCCGUGGAAAAUCAGGAUACUUCCCCACCAACUAUGUUGAAGUGAUGGUCCCUCUGCCACACUGAAAACAGCAGGGGUUAAGUUUAUGAAAAGUGGAUGAUAAAGGAUUACCAGCUCUCUUAAUAACAAAGAUUACAUAAAGAGUAAACAUCAAGACAAUGACCAAUAUUUUUUAUAUCUUAAGGUUAAAGAGUACACACAGAUUUGUAAAAACAUCAAGGGCAGAGGAAUGUUCGAUGAGCAAAAUUAUGUCGUAAUAUUUGGGUGUUUCUGUCAUAUCUUGAGUUUUAUAGCCAUUCUCUAUGCACCUGUGCACUUUUUACACUACACCUCUAUCACCAGGACUGAUUAAGAAAUGCUGAGAGAGAAUGGUGUUUGGGGAAAAAUGGUCUACAAACUCUAAGUGCAACUACUUUAUUUUUCUUAUCCUGUUUUAUACUCAGAAUAUUACAUGUUUUGUUCUAUGCAUUGUUCAUAUUGGUAGUACACACAUGCAUGCGUUCCUCUAAACACUAUUCAUACACUCCCAUUUUUAACCUCUGUACCUUAAGGCCUUAGUACUGUGCUCAACAUGGAGGACUGGCUACCCUUUAUCAAUGUUUAGUCUCUGCUGCCCUCUGGUGGUCACAGGGAUUCUUCUUUGCUCCUUAUUCAGCAACACUAUUAUGUGAUUUUUGUUGGAUGUUUCUUACCAAAUCUAUGUUGGGUAGUUUGUCCUAUGUUUUAGUUUGUAGAAAUCCACGUUGAAACAGCGUGAGUGAGUCAAUAGAUGUAGUCUUAGUUCUUCUAAACAUUGGUAUUUUUAGCAUUAACAAAAAGAAUUGUAGUUAAACUCUAAAAAUCACAAUUUAACAUUAUUUAUGUAACGCAGCUUAUCAAGUUAUCGGUGAAUUUAUUUACUUACAACCUAGAUCUCUUUGCCCUCAUUUUACUCAACAUGGAUGCCAAAGAAUUUCUUUUUUUGAAGUUUUCCAAAAUGCAAAGGGCUGUUCAUGUGCACAAUUUUGUUGAUACUUCAGAUGAUUACAUGCAGCAUCCCACCGUUCAUAUUGUGCAACGUUACACCAAAGCCAAAACCACGUUCUUUUAGUUCCUCUGUUUUCUCAGGCUCUAUUGAUACUGCUGGCAGUGUCACUCAUAAUUUUCUGUGGGAUUUUGUUUUUUUAAAUUCAGCUGUUUGUUUCAUGAACUUUCUGUCACUGGUGCAUUUUCCACGUCAGUGCUCGGGUGAGCUUGGCCUUAUUAUUCUAACCUCCAAUUUGAUGCGUGGAAUUUAAUCUGAUGUGUGUUUGGUGUUUUUUGUACCUGCCUCAGUUUUCAGGCCGAAACUGCAUCAGACCUGAUGGGGGUUACUAUCUUCCAGUGACUGUGUACUGAAUUUACAAAUAAUGAGGAAGGACCUUUGCACAAUGGCUGGUUUCAGUUCCAAUUAAGCCUAUUACAAGCAAACUAUGAACUGUCAUGGUCUGUGCUGUUCACUAGAAUGCCAACUUUCUCCUCUUGUCAUGAUCCCCUUGUUAGACCGCCCCCUGCCCCACUCAUCUCUCCCAUCUCCAUUUAAACUGAGAGUGGAACAGACAGGUCUUUUCAGCAGGCAAGGGCACACAGCACUGGAUUAUGCCCUCCCCCACUAUGCUUUAUUCACCACCUGCCCCUGUGCCCCUACCCCCUUUCUCAUUAUCCACCCCAUCCCAAGCCCAUGGUGCCUCUGAGGCUCAGUCUCCUGGUCCAUAAUACCAUCAUUGCUAUCACAGUAUAUACCUCUUAAUGUUUGCCUGCAUCUGUGCUCUGUUAUUAGUGGUAUGUAUUGCACCGGGGGUUUGGCAUGGCAGACUAAUAACUGUGGUUCAGGUGUGGGUUUACAUGCCUCAUUACACAUAAUCAAAACCCCCCUCCCCAAGUUUAGGAGGGUCAGGGGCUCAGGUUGAGCUGUUCUGUAGCUUGUAUAAUAUUCAUGAAGAACAAAGGGCUAAGAUCAGCUUUUGUCAGCUGCUGCUCUUACUGUGGAAAUGGCCAUCUGAACAUUGCAAUAUUGAUGAAGUAUUAAAGCCUUAAAGCUUUUAUUUUUUCCCCCCCAUCAUGCACUCUUUUGAAUUUUCUGUGAAAUUAGCCUAACUUUUUGUAUGUUUUUCAUUCUAGCUUUUACCAUAUGCGAUGCCUCAUUUUUGUAACUGUGACACAAUGGGGGGGAAAUGUUGAGACUAAAAGUGGGAUUAUCCUGGAUUAUCUUUAGGAUGUAUGAAUUACCUCUAUGCUAAAUGUAAUCUUGUGUAUUGUAUAAUUAAUGCGGUAUAUGAAUGAAUGCUGUCCAUUUUGCUUCUUAAAAUAAAUGUUAACUAAUUUGU